This is a messenger RNA of Anthostomella pinea, 576 nucleotides long. The record is from the annotation of a GenBank genome assembly. NCBI's taxonomy places the organism in Eukaryota, Fungi, Ascomycota, Sordariomycetes, Xylariales, Xylariaceae.
AUGCCUCUCGAGCUGCCAGUCUUCACCCUCGCCGACGCCGCCGGCGUCGCGACUCCCAACGUCGCUGACGUUCGCAAGGGCGACGCAAGCACCUACGCGCAACGGUUCACGCCCCGCACCACCGCCAGGAGCACCUGGUCGCAGCGCAACGUCGCCCACAUCGCGCGUCUCGAGCAGGAGGGCCGCAUGACGGGCUCUCGGACGCCAGGCAGUGCGACGCGGCGAAAGCGGACGGGUGGUGGCAUGCCGCGUACGCUGGCUCAGUCGACGGCGGAGCCGCCCGCCGAGUUCCCGGGCGCGCCCUCGCUGCGGUCCCUGCGGCGCAGGCCAUGCCGGGAAAAGCGCAUCGCCGCAUUUGUCGAGAUGCCCGCACGCGGUGAGACCAUGCACCCGCAAAGGCAAAAGCAGAAGCAGAAGCAGAAGCAGAAGCAAGCACAAACGGCAAAGGCGCCAACUGCUCUCGCAGGAGCCACGGCUACAGCCCCGAACGCUCGUGUGUCACGCGCUCCAGCGUCCCACGACGCUGGUGACGUACGAAGGUGUACCCGCCUAUCGAAGAUGACUGCGGGUUCUUGA